This is a messenger RNA of Nycticebus coucang (slow loris), 707 nucleotides long. It is a transcript of the gene FXYD3, whose product is annotated as FXYD domain containing ion transport regulator 3. Gene Ontology annotation, cellular component: membrane. The coding region runs from base 60 to 326 and encodes 88 amino acids. The transcript has 8 exons. Gene Ontology annotation, biological process: regulation of sodium ion transmembrane transporter activity. NCBI's taxonomy places the organism in Eukaryota, Metazoa, Chordata, Mammalia, Primates, Lorisidae. Gene Ontology annotation, molecular function: sodium channel regulator activity. The record is from RefSeq and is a predicted model, not a curated record.
GCCUCGAUUUCUCCGAGCCUCUGCCCAGCCUGGUGAGCCACACAGGCCAGCGCUCUGACAUGCAGGAGGCCGCCCUGAGCUUGCUCGUCCUCCUGGCAGGCCUGCCUGCCCUGGAUGCCAAUGACCCAGAAGAUAAAAACAGUCCUUUCUACUAUGACUGGCACAGACUCCGGGUCGGUGGGCUCAUCUGUGCGGGGGUUCUGUGCGCCAUCGGAAUCAUUGUCCUCAUGAGCGGGAAAUGCAAAUGCAAGUUCAGGCAGAAGCCCAGUCACCGUUCAGGAGAUGCUCCGCCUCUCAUCACUCCAGGCUCAGCCCAUAACUGCUGAGGAUGGACCAGCCAGAAGAGCAUGGAUGGCCUUUCUCUGUUCCCAGGUCCCAGCUCUGCACAGGAGCCUGAGAUCCAGAGUGAAAUUCUCCCUCCUUUCCUCAGACUAUCUUGCCAGGGACUCAUCUCACCUCUCACAGGAGGGUCUGUUUAUUCAUUUUUUAAAUCUAAAAUGAUCUUGCCUCUGGCCCAAGCAACGUCUUGACUCCCUGUGUAUGCAGGUUUGGGGCUGGGAGCAGGCAGAACCUCUCUGUUGGGAAGAUCCCUCCAGGCUUGGUGGAUGGUGUGGGGUCUGCCUUCUGCCUCCAUGGCUGUGGGAGCCUCAUGUGCAAUUUAAGUUUUUUUAGCAGGCAAACGUAGGGCGCUUUUGACAGUAAAAGAG